AUGGAGAGAUUAAUUCGAAGUUUUCACACUAGAAGAGAAGAAAAGAAACUUCGUGAAAGUAUGGUCUCUUACAACUUUAUUAACUAUUUCUUUGCUGCUGGGAGUUUUUCAGUAAAGAAAGAUAAGCAAAUAUUCGCCUCCUGUCUUGCCAUAAAAUUAGAAGCGCUGCAAGGAUUAUACAGAAUAUACCCGACUAAUAUCCUCCUUUCACUCCUUGACAUGCUAAAUGUGCAUCCCUCCAACAUUAACACCUAAUUAAUACAGCGUCAGGGAGCCUGGUAUAUACCAUAAUCACCGCACACAGCAUCAGGGGCCCCUUUAUAUUACAUAAUCCCCACAUACAGCAUCAGGGGGCCCUGUAUAUCACAUCAUCACCGCAUACAGCGUCAGGGGCCCUAUUUAUCACAUAAUCACCGCAUACAGCGUCAGGGGCCCUAUAUAUCACAUAAUCACCACAUACAGCGUCAGGGGGCCCUGUAUAUCACAUCAUCACCGCAUACAGCGUCAGGGGCCCUAUUUAUCACAUAAUCACCGCAUACAGCGUCAGGGGCCCUAUAUAUCACAUCAUCACCGCAUACAGCGUCAGGGGCCCUAUUUAUCACAUAAUCACCGCAUACAGCAUCAGGGGGCCCUGUAUAUCACAUCAUCACCGCAUACAGCGUCAGGGGGCCCUGUAUAUCACAUCAUCACCGCAUACAGCGUCAGGGGCCCUAUUUAUCACAUAAUCACCGCAUACAGCGUCAGGGGCCCUAUAUAUCACAUAAUCACCACAUACAGCGGGGCCCUGUAUAUCACAUCAUCACCGCAUACAGCGUCAGGGGCCCUAUUUAUCACAUAA
Pelobates cultripes (western spadefoot toad) is the source of this 838-nucleotide messenger RNA. NCBI's taxonomy places the organism in Eukaryota, Metazoa, Chordata, Amphibia, Anura, Pelobatidae. The record is from the annotation of a GenBank genome assembly.